UCAAAGCUACCUCAUACCUGCAUACAUAAACAGGAGUGUCUUCGCUUUACUAAAAUACUAUAGUGAAUCGGACUAACCUUUGACAUGCUAUACACUUUCGUAAAUCUUUGUUUUAAAGUGAUGUUCGUUAGCCAGUUAGCCCUUAUUUUAUUCUAAUAGAUUGUUCUGGGAACUACUUUUUUUCUGGAGUGCAUGCAUAAUUUUUUAGCGUACCGCGGAAGUAGGCAGAACGAGAGGAAAGUAGGCCAAUUUCAACUUGUGUGCGAGGGCAGCACAGCUCGACUAGUUCUAACACCGUGUGUGAUCUCGACGCAGAUUUGACAAUACCUUUGUUGACUACAUAAUAUCAACAUGGAUUUUCAUUACAUAUUUCUCUCUGUGUUACUUCUUCCAAUCUGUAUUGGCCAAGAUCCUACAGACUUCAAGGUUCAGAUCAUGCCAGUCGUUUCUGUACUUAAUGCUAACCUGAACGAGGGCAAAGGGUUAACUUGUUCUUCUGUACCACCGGGAGAUCUGGAGUGGUUCUUUCAGGACGCUAAGAUAACUUCUACUACUGGAAGAGUGAAAAUAGAAACUUCUGGAAACUUUCUGAGACUUCGGAUAGGUGAUGUUCAAGAAACUGAUGCUGGAGUGUACAAAUGUCGAGGUUCAAAGGGAGAUAAGUCAGAUGAGAGGACAAUAAAUCUUGAAGUGUCCAUUCCUGUGAAGGUUCUGUCUAAACCAGACCAGUUUGGUAUAAUUGACCAAGAUGGAGCUGUAGAGUGUGAUGUUGUGGGUAAGCCUGUGCCAACACUGACCUGGAAGUUUCUCAAUGGCUCUGAUAUACCUAACAGUGACAAGUAUGUGAUAUCUCCCAAUAGACUGACCAUUAAAAAACUAACCAUUGAGGAUGCACAAACUUACAACUGCUAUGUUUAUGUUUUGAGCACUGGGCACCUUGAAGAUUUUCUCAUUAACUAUGAAGUUGUCAAACCACCGGUGAUCAGCUUGCUUCCAACGUUUGAUCCACCAAACCCUAAAGUUGGUGACACUGUUGUAAUCAAAUGCUUAGCUGAUGGUCGACCUAAUCCUGAAUACACUUUCUUCAAAAGUGAUCGAGAUAAGGGAGAGGUGCCAGUCAGUGAAGACAAAGUGAAUAAAGCCAAUGGAAUCCUAACACUAACCGAUGUCCAAAGAGAAGAUGAGGCCACCUACAGGUGUGUGGCCAGCAAUAAAGGUGGAAGUGACACAAAGUCCAACACUCUGGAUGUUCUAAUCCCUCCAGUUAUUACUGACAUAAAUGAUGUCCCAAAUGCCUUUGAGAAUACUGAAGCCAAGUUAAAAUGUGUCGCUGAGGGUGAUCCCAUGCCAGACAUAGAAUGGAAGAAGUUGGAACCUCUUUCAACUGGCUCUCAGGCCAAGGACAUUCAACCUCAAGAAAUUAAAGGAGAUAUGGACAACUUGCCUAAUGCCAUAAUCAAGACACAGUCCAAAACUUUGUUGUUUUCAAAAGUAGUCCCUGAAAAUGCUGGCACUUAUCAGUGCACAGCUUUUAACAGUGUAGGAUCAGUCUCUAAAACUGCCAAAUUAGGAGUACAGUACAAACCCCACUUUAACACUGAUUUCAAACAGACAGAGUUCUGGGGUUGGGGUGGACACAGAGCUAAUCUUACAUGUCAGGCAAGUGCUAACAAUAAGGCUGAAUUGAGUUGGUUCAGACCUGACAGUGAAUUUCCUGAUGACAGAUCAAAAGACAAGCCUAUUACUUCUAUUUACCCUUUUGAAGGCCCUCUGCCAAACACAGUCAACUCUGACUCAUACCUUACUUCAAGUUCUUUGCUGGUUAAUAUCGCAAACAAUGAUGCAACAAAUGACUAUUUGUAUGGGGACUAUCUGUGCAAAGCAACCAAUUCACUUGGUGAUAAUGUCCUUAAGAUUCAGUUGAGAAAAGCCUCUCCCCCAAACCAGCCCAUUGUGAAGAUUGUUGAUACAUUUUCCACCUCGGUCAAAUUAGGAGUGACUACAGUGGAACAACAAGCUGGAGUGGAAGUGACAGAGUACCACUACGCUUUGAAACAAAAUGGCCAGGCACAAUCUGAAGAUGUUGUUAAAGCCAAUUCUGGUGGUGAGACUCAAUUCUCUGUGACAAAUCUCCAGCCUGGUACAUCUUAUACUAUUGAUGUCCAAGCCAAAAGUCCUGUAGGUCUAGGAAGUGCUAAGUCCAUUAUUGUGAAAACCCCUGAUGUGAGCAGGCCGGAGAAACUGACCAUUGAAUCACCACCACUGGGAGAAAGCUCAAAUUCUUACACUGUUCGGUGGGCUACACCAGUUGAUGGUGGUUCAGUUAUUACAAAAUAUAUUAUUAAAUACAGAAAAUGUGAAAUCACUGAAAUGACAACUGACCCAAAGAAAUGGACAGUGAAGCAGUACCUGGCCAAUGAAAACAGUGUCAUUGAAAGUACACAGUCAUCUACCCAAGAAGUUACCAUUCCUAAUCUUGACAGUGAUUCUUACUACGAUAUCAGAGUGACUGCAGUCAAUGACAAAGGAGAAUCAGAUCCUGAGUCAAAAAUUAUAAAGACAAGCAGUCAAACCAAAAUGUCAUCUGGUGCUGGCAUUGUUGAGGACCAGGAUGGAGAUGAUAAUAAAACGGAGAUAGUUGAUGUUGGUGGCAGUGUAAAUAUAAGUAAUGUCACCGAUGGUGAGACUUUAAGUGAAACAUCGGUUGACAAGCCAGCUGACUCGGCUAGUUUGUCAUCAGGUGCAAUCGUCGGUAUAAUAAUUGGCCUCAUUGUUAUCAUCGCCGUUGUGGCCAUUGUUGUGUUUCUGGUGCUGAAGAAGCCUGGAUUAGUGCAAGGACUAAGAGGAAGACUGGGAGGCAAAGCUGGAGAGGAGGAGAGAGGAAAGAAAGAGGAUGGAAAGGAUCCUGCAGAAGAAGAAAAGUUGAUUAAAAAGGAUGACACUGUGAAAGUGGAGAAUGAGUUGGAAGAAUCUAAAAAUGAUGUGAUAGUGGAACAUCCAGAAGAAUUUGAGCCUGACAGUAAACCUGAGCAACCUGAUGCACCACCAGCUCAGAAACCUGCAGCCCUUGAGAAGCCAGAAGAGCUGAAGACCCCUACAGCUACAACAGAAAUUAAGAUAACUCCAGAAACACCAGAAAAACCAGAGAAUGCUGCAGCUUAAACAAAUAAACUUAGUUUGAAGAGCUCUUUUCCAAGGGGAAACAAUCAUUUUUGUAGUUGGCUUUUUUAAAAAAAAAAACUAACCAUGAAAUAUUCAGAUACAUGCUAUUUUAUUUCCACUGAAGGUGUUUUUAUUUUUUUACCAUUUCCUUUCAAAUAACGUGAGAGUUUUAGUACAUUAUGAAUAUUAUUAGUGUUGCUGUCUCAGAGCAGUCUAAAGUUGUUACUUAGUGACUGCUUUUACUAAGAGAUUAUUGCAAGUAAAUCCAAAAUCAAGCAAAUAGCGAAGCAUUUAUUUUAUAUUACAUUUUGCUAAAUUCUGUCCAUUGAAAGAAAAAUUUCCAUAGUUAAAAAAUGUCAUCAAUUCAUUAAAGUAAUUAAAUGAAUAAUUAUCUAGAAAUUAAUUUCUAAUUCUUCAAAUAUGUCACCUAGUUUAGAUCUUGUCUGAGAUCCAUAAAGACUGAAAAAACAGACAUGUUUUGUGCAUCAUCAUGCUGCUAGCUAGGAGUCAGCUUGAGGCCAUUGUCACAUUUAUAUUUUAAACAUAGCACAUUUUGUUUUCAAGAUUUGACUUGCAGGUAUAAAAAUGUAGACAUCAAAGUUAUGGUGCACUAUUUCAAUCAAAUAACUUUGAUCACAAUCUUUAGCAACAAGAUAAACUUUCAUUAUCAACGUUUUUUUUUAUUUUCUCAUUAUUGAAGUGAACUUUUUUUUUCUCAUCCAUUCUGUAUUUCUAUGUCCCAGUAUUUGCUAUUUUCUUGUCUAGACGGGUGUACAAUGUGAUGACGAGACAUUGAUCUCUUGUCUGUUCAAGUUGUAUUCUGUUGAGUUCAGUUGGUUCUUUUCCUCCUUCACAGCUUGUAGCUUUGGAUGCUUGUGGUAGAGCACAAGGAGUUACCUGUUUGUUUUUGAGUAGUGACAAAUUAUUUCCCCCUGAAUCAUUAACUCCACUAAUAGCUAAUUUGCUUCAAAUUUAUUUCUAAUAAUUUUUGUUUAAAGUUUUAUUGUGCCUUUUCUUCAUUAUUUAAUUGCAGUUUAAAAAGGAGCUGAGAAAUGAUAAAUAUUAGUAUUAAACUUGGAGUUUGUAGCCAAAGUUCUCAUUCAGGAAAAGAGCUUCAGGUUCUUGCAUUGUAAUAAAUACGUAGAAGCUAUUUUACUAACUACUGAAGUACCAACAAAAUAUUUUUUUUUAACCAGCUACAUAAGUACUGGUAUGAGAAUAGUAAAGUAAACAUUUUUACUGUAACUUUGUUGUUUUUUUUUUACAUUUCCAACUUAGUCUCUUGGUUAGAUAUUAUGUGCUCAUACCAUUGAUUGUCAGUGUUCUACAAAUUGCAACCAAUUUCCCUCAGUUCCAAGAAACUUAUAUCUAGUGUUAAUUCUUGGAAAAAAGAGACCUGACAGGAGUGAGACAUUAGGGGCUAUUUCCUCACUCAAACACCAAAACAGUAUCGGCAAGACUCUUGUGCUUAGGGUAUACACUGUGACUCAUGUUAAGUCAUAGCUAUGUAGAGAAGAAACAUAUUGGAAUGGUGUUUCCUAAUACAAAUUUGCUUCUACCAAUCAGAUGUAGAAAGAAAAGAGAGGGAGGGGGGGGGGAAACUUCAGCUGUAUAGUAGGUAGAAGUGUUGGGGAACUUACAAUGAAUUAACUAAGACAAAGAAUGGACACCAGGAAUCAAUAUCAAAACUUAAUAUUACAAGCUUAUCUAGUUAGGUAUAGAGAGACAUCUCAUUCCCAAACCCACUUUGAUUGUUUGGCUAAUCAAUGAUGAGUAGAUGAGCCUGUUUAAACCAUGGGAAACAAACCUCAUCUGGUGUCUAUUGUGUACAUUUCAAAAUGUUUUCUUGGUACCAACAUUUUUUUUAAAGCCGUUCGUUAUCCAUCCAACCAGCAGAGUCAUGUGUAUAAGACAGAACAACUGUAUGGUAUAUGUAAUACAGCCAACUCUUUGUGUGUUGUCUUGUGACUCUCAUCUGUCAGAUCCUAUCUCUUUCUGGUACUAGUACUUAACAAUGUGUUGUGUACAUGCUCCUCACUCUAGUAUUUAGCCCAACACUGGUGCAGAGGGACUCUGUGCAAACCUAAUUCAACGGCAGCAAGAAACUGAAAUCUUCACAAUUAGCUGUCAGUUUAGAGCUCUUGUUGUUCUUUUUUUUUUAUCAUUUGAAAUUGACAACUAUAAUGUCUUGGAAAAUUAUUAGAAAAAUUAUUCGUAAAAUAGCCUUUCCUCAUAUUGUAUAUAAGCUAAACCAACAAUAAUUGUGCUCAUAGUAGAGACAGGUGUGCUCAAUAGGUGUUCUUGUUUCAUUUAUAUGUUUUUACAUUCUGCUUUUGUGUGUUGGUAAUUUGAAAUGAUUUGAUUUUACAUCUGUUGAAAUCCUGUUCACAUGAUGGUGGUGAUGUCAUAGCAAAUCCAUUUUUUUUAAAACUCUUUGAAUCUCAUAAUUUUUUUAAUAGCUUUAACAAAAAAAAAAAAACACAACUUUGCUCUUAAACUGAAAGUGAGAAAUUAAAAAAACAAAUUGUUAUUUAUUUUCUCUGAUAAUACACAUUCAUUUAUAUGGUAUCCAUUUUUACUAUCAUGAUUAUUUUAGUACUUUGUAUUAUUUAUUACUAUUUAAAUAUAUAUGUGCUAACAAAUAUGUAUAGUUAGAAGCAACAUUUUUUAUUGCACAGGGUUUCAGAUAUUUUUUAUUUAAAAUGCUUAACUUAUAGAAAGGUUUUUAUAGAUUAUGUAGUUGGGUUUUAUUUUCAUCCAAAUGACCAAUUAAUUAUACAUCUGCCAGUUUUACUGUCCAUUUAACAUUCCACAAACAUUAACUACACACAUGUAGACAUUGUGGCUUUCAUUUGUCUGAGUACAGCUAAUAGACACAGAAGUACAGGCAGAACUGUUAGGUACUGCUUUCACUCAGUUGGUUGAGCUCAAAACAAGGGAGCACUUAUUGCCAACUCAUUUGAUGACACUAACCCAAAACAAUGUUCAUCAUGGAGGUGUAAUAGCAUUUAGCAUGAAUGAACAACAUUUUCAUUCGUUUUACUUCACUGGGGUAGCAUGUCACAAUUGGCAGUCGAGCCAAUUAUGGGCUAUAGCAGAUUAUAAUCCGAGCAUACAAAUAAGCAAAGUGUAUUAUUCAAGAAAAUGGAAUAUAAAAUGAUUGAUCUGUAGGACCACUACCGUUCCAGUGUAGCAUAAAAUUUAACACUAAAAAUACUUGAUCAGAAAAACAUCCUAGCUCUGACAGAUAGCUUGUAAAAGCUAAAAACUUAUGGAUGAGCACUGGCUGGUGAUAUUAAUUUUGCUCACAGAAACUAAAACACCAACUACCAGUUUAAUCUACACUAGACAUAUUUUGUGCAUGUACACCCAUGCAAACACAUGCACCCACUCUCACACACCUAUUAGCAAUGUUAAAUCGUUCUUCAAAUAUAUACCCUUUUUUACAAUUAAGGAUUUUCUAAAUAUUUUAGAUGAUGAUUCCAUAAUGUUCUCAUGUUAGGCCCUAACCCAAUCAAGAUGUAGAACUAGUUUGUUUCUCCAAUGUUGACAUUGUUCUGCUCACACAGAUUAAUACAGAAAACAAUUUUCAAACAAUGAGGCACAACUCAUGAUGUACAUUUCUCUGAUGAAACACUCUUUAUAAAUAUUUUUUUUAACACAUAUUUGCUACUUAGCUACAUAUUAUAUACUGUUAAUAUGAUUUUACUUAUGCUGAAAUGUUGUAUUUUUUUUUUCAAAAGCUUGCUCUGUGAAGUGACAACUAUUAUUUAUAAGCUUACAUAUAACCUAUUGUUGUCGUCUAUGAACAUAGUAAUGCACAUGCCUAUUACGUGCAGAGCUGAGACCUAGAUUUGUUUAUACCAAGCUUCUGCUUUUUUAUUAGGUUGUUAUUGACAGAAGAGGGGAUACAUGUUGUUUUUUUUCAAAUAAUCUCCCCUUGACCAAAAGAUGCUUGACUUUCCAUAUGCUAGUGGUGAUGUUUUGGUACAGUCAGGUUUUUACAAUGAAGAAAAUAAACAACAGCAGAAACUUUUGAUGGAAUGUGUGUAUGCAAAGAAGGACAUGAGAACUUGCCUGACUAUUUGAUAUUAUUUUCUGAUUUUAUUCUACAUCUUCUGCCUUUUAUUCAUGUGCUUAAACUUUUAUAAUAUCCUUUUUUUUUAAAAAAAAACAAUUAGGUCUAAAUGUGAAUGGCAGCGUAACUGAAAAUCGCUCAUUUUUGUUUCAUGUAUACUUCACAAUUUUUUUUGUCUUAAAAUAAUUUUUUUUAUUCAUUUUUUUUUAUUUUGUUACAUAUUCUUUUUUAUUACUUUGUAUUUUUUGUAUGGUACAUUGUGACAGCAAGUUGAAAUUUUUGUUUGUUUGUUUAUUUUCAAUGACAACUACCAAAUGAAUAGAGGACAAAAUGGAACAUCAAAAGAAAACUUUUUAAAAAGAGUCAUAUGUUCAGAUUAGAAGUAGAAUGGUUGGGUCGUCAUGAAUUUUGAACUUCUGAUUUGGUCACUGCCAUCCCCUGAGCUCAUGCAGGCUAUUAGGAGUGGGAUGUAGAACUCUUCAUAUCUGAAGGAACAUCCAAAACUUAUGUAACAAAUCAGAAUCAAGAUCUAUUAACAUUUUUAAUUUUUUUUGUUUCCUUCUUGAUUUUCUUUUAUUGGCUAAACGAAAUGUUAAUUUUUUUAUUUUCUUUCUAUUGAAUAUUAUUUCCAGUAUUUAGGCAAACCUUGUGUACUUUGAUCAUUAUGUAUUCAUUGCUUAUAAUAGAGUCUAUAGUCUUUGGCAAUUACUUCUUCAAUGUGUGCUUGAAACUUAAGAGUAGAUUUGUGAACAGCCCACUAGUUCAGUUCAAUACAUGCUUAGGCCUCUGAGAUUUUUUAUACGCACUUUUGCACUUUUGAUAAUUUUGAUAGAAAGAAAACUGUAUAGGUUUUACUUGACUCAGAGUGGCUGAAUGGUAGACAGCAUUGCUGGAAACAAAUAAUUCCUAGAUUAGAAUAGCAAGAGAUUUUUGUUUUUAAAAUAGUUAGCCCAACUCUGAAUAACAUUUCUGACAUCUGCUUAGGAAAGUAUAAAAUGAUUCUUGUUUUUGGCCACUCUUUACACUAUUGGGCUGUAGACAUCUUGAAAGUUUGAUGUCAGACAUGUCAUAGAGAAAUGUUUAGGAUUUAUAUUUUAGUUUUUUAUUCUAUUACAAAAAAAAAAGGCAUUUAUUGUUAUGUUUAUUAUUUGUCUAUUCACUUGUUAUUGACUUUUACACUGGUCAACUUAUUUGGAGGACAACAUUUUGUUGGUUAUUUGAUUGAGAGGGCAAUAUUUCACUGGCUAACUUGAAGAGGGUUCACCAUUACAUUGUGUCAGUAUUACCAGUAAUUUUUCUAUCUAGUCUCAGUUUAUAUAAUUACACAAAGUUUAUUAUUGUAAUUUUUUUUUUACAAAUGAUUUUAUUUAGUCUAAAUAUGUCCAUGACAAAUUUUGUAUAUUUUAUUUCCCUUAACUACAUUUUGAGCUUUGUGAAGUAAAAUUCAUUUUUUUUUUAAAUUGAAAUCAAUGAGAUUAAAGUUUUGAUUCCAAUGUUUUGUUUUGUAAAAAUUAUGCAUCAACUUUGUAAAAUUGUCUUAUCUUUUUCAAGCAUUUUUACUUUUUAGGAGAUUUGAUGUUCCAUUCUGAUAAUUUAAUUUUUCUUUGUACUUAGGUUUUGUUACAUGAAAAUAACUGUAACACUCUUCAAUUGGGUGACUAGUAUACUUGACACUAUGAAAUACAUUUGGUUGUUGUUUUUCAAUAAUCAUUAAAAACAAUUAUGUCAAUUUUUGGUCUACUUAAAUUUGCUGUCCUACUUAAUGCAAUAAUUUGUUUGAUACAUUUGGUUGACAAUCUAAGCCUAUGAGAUUUUUCUUUGAAAUUUAAACUUAUCUCUCUCUCUCUCUUUCUUUUUUUAUAUAUCACACAAAGUCAAUAUAUGACAUGGCUAGAAUUAUUACAAUGUGAAUUGAACUGUUGCUUUUCUCUUUUGUGUGAAUGAUUUUCAUCUCCCUGAUCUUAAUGUUUAAGUGUUCGUACAAAUAAAAACAAAAAACAAAUAAAAAAUUUAAAAUGUU
Messenger RNA from Biomphalaria glabrata, 9260 nucleotides. Its product is annotated as neural cell adhesion molecule 1-like. The record is from RefSeq and is a predicted model, not a curated record. Bases 352 to 3162 code for a protein of 936 amino acids. The transcript has 20 exons. NCBI's taxonomy places the organism in Eukaryota, Metazoa, Mollusca, Gastropoda, Planorbidae. Gene Ontology annotation, molecular function: protein binding.